UCGCUACAGAUCCGCCAGCCCUGCCGAGUUUCUCAGCAAUUUCUGCUUGCUUCGGGAACGCAAACAGUGGCCGAGAAGCUGCCUUUGAAAGUUACAGUACGUGCAUUGGACAAAAAGGGGAGCUGUGGUGGAGAAGCGAGCUCCGUGGCUGAUUGCUGUGGGAAGACUGAGCCCCUGCCGCGGAUUGAGCGGAAAUGGGAGCGCGAGGCGAUCCGGGCCAGGUUCUAUAGCCGCUCGGCCCAGCCACCCGGGACUAUCAGCACAGGCACUGACCGCUAGUUCCUCCACACCCACUACCAGCACCAUAACUACCCGAACACUGAGUCUUCCGAGUGGGCUUUAUGCACCAUACCCGAGAGGAAAGGGAUUGGCCUCAGGAAGAACACGGAACACCUUCCAUUGCUGGUUUAUGGCCACUUUCGAGCCUUUGAUUGGUUGUCGCAGACGUCAAUUUAGGACUGGUCUGACUCGGAAGCAACGUUGACAAUUUUUUUUCGUGUGAUCGGUUCAUCAGGGGAGCUCACCGAAUUUUUAUCACAUUUGCAGUGAGAGAUGCUGCAAUGCUGACGAUGUUGUCCAAGUUCAAAUGAGCUAUCUCAGCCAGAACCAUUGUUUGAAUGAGGAAUAUUCCUGCCAUACCUCGUGGUGCAUUUAGCUAUCCAACUGUUACUGAACAACUUAUCUUUUCAGAAGAAAUUUCUAGGCCUCUAACCUCAUUCUGAAAAUGCAACAUUAACUCAAGCAGUAAACUUGAUGCCUGGAGUUGAGAUAUUCUGUGCAACACUGAAAAUGGGAAGGAAAGAUGCUGCUGCUUCUAAAAUCCCAAUUGAUCACUACCGGAAACAGAUAGGAAAACAAGAUUAUAAGAAAACCAGAUCAGUUUUAAGAGCAACAAGAUUGAAAGCAGAAGCCAAGAAAACAGCACCAGGAAUAAGGGAUGUGGCACUCAUCGUUGCAGCUAUUCUGAUUUUACUUGUGGCGAUUUAUGGUUUCUUUUACCUGAAAUUCACCACAGAAGUAGACCUUGACCUGGAUCUGGAUGAAAAUUCAGAAGUGUAAAAAUAUUCUUCUCUUGGGAAGCAUUGAUAACCACUUAAAUGGAAUUUGCUUAAGUAUUUUGGACCAUAUGGAGACUAAUGUGACUUUUACCUUGUAUUUGCUAAGAAUUCCAAAAUGUGAACAAUUUUACAUCAAUUUCACAUCGCUGUGCUUACAAGAUGAUACAAUCUGUACAACUCACCAGUCUGUAUUUUAAAGUAAGCAUAUUUAAUUGGUGGUAGUUUUUUGAAAAUUCAGUUUACUAAUAUAGUGAGUAGUUGAGCCAUCUGGGCCAGAAAUAUUCCAGAUUCAAUCUGUAAUGCAUGCUGACUUACAUUUUACAGCUGAGACAAGUGUUUCUUUGCUGAAAUUGGUCAUGCCCUUUUCAGUUAGGACAAACCAUAUCAGCUCCUCUUGCUGAUGAAAGAUCAAAUGUGGGCAUUGGGUAAGAAUGUGAUUCAUCUUAUUAUAAUAACAUAUUGAAUAAGUUGCCUCGGAUCUUUGACCUGGCUCACAAAAGGCUCUGGAUUUAAUGGAGUGGCAGAGUCCCUACCUAUACACUGUAACAUCAAGGAUAGACUUCAGUGACUCACCCCACUUUCUUUUAAUAUUCAGAGGGUGUUAGUUGCCUUGAGGCAAGACAGCCCUCCCUAUGUGUGUUGAGAGUUCCUCUUCUGAGAGCUCCCAGACAAUCAAAAGUUGGCAAAAGUAUUUUAUGAUAGGCCAAGGGAUUCACAGUACCCACAGAAUUUGAAACUUACAGAGCCCCAGAAAAAGUCAGCACUUGAAGAAAAAGCACUUGAACAAUGUAUUCAAAAAUUAAUGAAUGACUUUAGAGUUUUAAAACGUAAUUACUUAUGGGUCAGGAGAGAUGCAAAUUUGUAGACAGGAGGAGAAAAAACAGGAAAAUUAUAUUUGUAAAUUGAUUGAAUCAAAUAAGCCAAGGAUCCAAUUUGUAAAUAUGAUAUUUCAUUAAAAAGGGAACUGCACCACCUACCAGACAACCGUGCAAGAAUCAAUCCAAAUAGAAUAGCAGUAUCAUCAUGAGGAUGGACAAGUGAGAGCAAAUGUAGCCAACAAUCCAGGAAUCAAUUAAUAAUGGUGCUAUCAACUCAGCAAGUAAUUUAGCUUUGAAAUGGGGAAACAAGCAAUGAGUUGGGGAAUUCUUUUAAAUGAAUAGACCGGAGGUUUAAUAGUAUAGGGUCAAAAUUAUCACACAUGAAACCUUCUCAAUACUCAGAUUGAUUGUAAUUGUACAUAGACACAGAUACAUGUUCAAACAGUAGCAUUACAACAGCUCAUUAAAUUAUACCAUACAUGAAGCAUUGCAUUGUUUACAUUGAAAAUAUUGUUUCUAUAUUUUUAUCCUCUUUAAUUGAAUGUGUUUUUAAUAUUUUUCAAACUUAAUAUCUUGACAAUUGAUGAAAAUAAUAUGGUAAUAAUGUUUGUAUGUUGUGCAGCAUUAUUGUCACAUAUUUUAAGCAAAUUAUAUGAACGUCAUUCUUGUAUUUGCUACUAAUGUAUGCGUGUGUGGUCUGUUAAGGUGAUUAAAAGUAUCAUAAAGGUAAAUGUGUUUUA
Molecule: messenger RNA, 2616 nt
Organism: Hemiscyllium ocellatum (epaulette shark)
Lineage: Eukaryota; Metazoa; Chordata; Chondrichthyes; Orectolobiformes; Hemiscylliidae
Gene: triqk
Product: triple QxxK/R motif containing
Exons: 5
Coding region: 754-1059 (101 amino acids)
Cellular component (GO): endoplasmic reticulum membrane
Source: RefSeq, a predicted model, not a curated record